GAACUCCCACACGGUUAUGACCUGUCUGUGGCAACUACACUUGAAAUGUCCUUCAAUAAACUUUCCAAUCGAUCAAAAGAAGCUCUUCGGAUCUUCUCUUUCCUCCAACACAAUUCAAUAGCACAUAGAAUCAUAGCAGCUGCCGGGAAAAACAAGUUCUUUUAUGCAUCAGGAAAAGCAAGCGAAGCAGAUAAUGACAAGCUAGAUGCAAUCAAAGCACAGGCCGAAAAUCUCUGCAGAAUCUUUUGUCCAAAAGGACAAUGGUCGGAAAUCGAGUUCCAUAAGAUUGUUGAACCAUGUUUUCAAUACUCUCUUCUACAACCUACAACAUCUAUUGAUGGUCAAAAGUUCUACUCGAUGCAUAUCCUAGUUCAAAGUUGGUUACAACUACAAUCUUUCCCUGAAGAUCGAUUUCCUUCAAAAGCCUUGACUAGGAGGUUGCUAUUAGCAGUUGCUGAAGAUGACUUGUCCCUGCAGCGUUAUGAACUUCAUCAGAUGCUACUGCCACAUAUUCGGCCAUUCACCGGUGUUCCCCUUGAUGUGGCCACUGAUGAACAUCUGCUAUAUCAGGUGUUAGAUGAUGCAGGUGACUUUCCCACUGCAGAUGUACAUCUGACUGCCUAUCUUGAUAUGCUGAAGGAUAAACUUGUGUGGGAUUCUCGUGAAAGGCUUAAUGGCCUACACCUGCACACAUGUAUUCUUAUGGCUCUGGGUCGAGACCGGGAUUCAUUAGAAGCAGGGAAAGAAGCCACUGAACUCUGCACAAAGGCCUUUGGUAGAGAAGACCCUUUGACAUUGACCUUGAUGAGCAACGUCGGUUCAGCAUACCUCAAUUUAGGGCAACAUGAAAAGGCCCAAGGAUUGAUGGAGGAAAUACUAACAUUGCGGAAGAAGGUGUUAGGGCUAGAGCACCCCGAUACUUUUACAGCAAUGAGUAAUUUGGCUUCAUGCUACUGGCAACAGGGGCUGUAUCAGAAAGCCGAAGAGAUCGACACAGAAGUUCUGGCAUUGAGGAAAAGG
Acaulospora colombiana is the source of this 1020-nucleotide messenger RNA. NCBI's taxonomy places the organism in Eukaryota, Fungi, Glomeromycota, Glomeromycetes, Diversisporales, Acaulosporaceae. The record is from the annotation of a GenBank genome assembly.